This is a messenger RNA of Erinaceus europaeus (western European hedgehog), 2532 nucleotides long. RefSeq names its product mesoderm specific transcript (gene MEST). Lineage: Eukaryota; Metazoa; Chordata; Mammalia; Eulipotyphla; Erinaceidae. The transcript is spliced from 12 exons. Gene Ontology annotation, molecular function: catalytic activity. The record is from RefSeq and is a predicted model, not a curated record. Bases 266 to 1273 code for a protein of 335 amino acids.
GGUGCCCGCUCUCCCAGCGCUGCCGCGGCAAUCAGCAGCUCUCGGAGCUUUCGGCCGCUGGCACCUCCUCUGCGGCAACCGCGCCUCGCCCGCCCCGGCUCCGCGCAGUGCCGCAGCGCACGCUCGGGUGGCCGCUCGCUGCUCGCUGCUUGCCGCGGCCGGCACCGCCCUCGCGGGUUGGGUUGCGCGCUGCGCCGGGCCGCCUGGCUUGGCUGUGCAAGAUCGAGGCGCGGCACGGAGAGGCAUGGACUAGGACGCCGCCGCCAUGGUGCGCCGAGAUCGCCUCCGCAGGAUGAGGGAGUGGUGGGUCCAGGUGGGGCUACUGGCCGUGCCCCUGCUCGCAGCCUACCUGCACAUCCCGCCCCCCCAGCUCUCCCCCGCUCUUCAGUCCUGGAAGUCUUCUGGCAAAUUUUUCACCUACAAGGGAAUGCGCAUCUUCUACCAAGACUCUGUGGGAGUGGUUGGAAGUCCUGAGAUAGUGGUGCUUUUACACGGCUUUCCAACUUCUAGCUAUGACUGGUACAAGAUCUGGGAAGGUCUUACCCUGAGGUUUCACCGCGUGAUUGCCCUUGAUUUCUUGGGCUUUGGCUUUAGUGACAAACCGCGACCGCACCACUACUCCAUAUUUGAGCAGGCCAGUAUUGUAGAGGCACUUCUGCGGCAUCUGGGGCUCCAGAACCGCAGGAUCAACCUACUGUCUCAUGAUUAUGGAGAUAUCGUUGCCCAGGAGUUGCUCUACAGGUUUAAGCAGAAUCGAUCUGGCCGACUUACCAUAAAGAGUCUCUGCCUGUCCAAUGGAGGUAUAUUUCCUGAGACUCACCGUCCUCUUCUUCUCCAAAAGCUUCUCAAAGAUGGAGGUGUGCUAUCUCCCAUUCUCACACGACUGAUGAACUUCUUUGUAUUCUCUCGAGGUCUCACUCCAGUUUUUGGGCCAUACACCCGACCUUCUGAGAAUGAGCUGUGGGACAUGUGGGCAGGGAUGCGCACCAAUGACGGGAACUUAGUUAUUGACAGUCUCUUACAGUACAUCAAUCAAAGGAAGAAGUUCAGAAGACGCUGGGUGGGAGCUCUGGCCUCUGUAAAUAUUCCCAUUCAUUUCAUCUACGGACCACUGGAUCCUGUGAAUCCGUAUCCAGAGUUUAUGGAGCUGUACAGGAAAACGCUGCCGCGGUCCACAGUGUCGAUUCUGGAUGACCACAUUAGCCACUAUCCACAGCUAGAGGAUCCCAUGGGCUUCUUGAAUGCAUAUAUGGGCUUCAUCAACUCCUUCUGAGCUGGAGAGAGUAGCUUCCCUGUCUUACCUCCCCUACUCCCUUAUCUGUUGUGUAUUCUACUUAGAAAGAAAUGCCCAAAAGAGGUCCUGGCCCCCAAACACUAUUCUCUCACAAAGUCUACCUGACUCACAUUGGUGAACAGCAUGGAGUAAAAAGACAGUAGAAGCUCUGACUAAGGGUGUCCUAAUAAUCCAUCUCCCAUUCCUUUGACAUCUAAUCCAGCAUGUGGACUUGCUGUGGUCUUUGUGUUAUUAGGAAAUUCUGAUGGGCACUACUACUCACUGAUGCUGAAAGGCAGACAUUCUUUUACAUAAGAGCCUUUUGAAAGAUACUUCUGUGGACUUUUCUAAAAUAUUUAGAAACGCUCAUUUCUUGGCCUACCCCAAUUGGAAUCACAUAGAAAAGAAUGAGGAGAGGGUACCUUCUUCCCUCUUCUAGAAUGGUGUUAAGGGCAUGUGCUUUUUAAGUGCUACACAAUUCAGCUUCAAGUGAGAGUAGGUCUCCCUUGCUAUAAUUUUGGAUUUAGUUUAAUCAGCUGUUUUUGAUUAUAGCCUUUUUUUUUUAAAUAGAUGUUAGCUUUAUGAUGUGGUAUUCAGUUUGAAUAAUGUAUUCUCAGUACGCUUGAAGACUAUGAUUUACUCACACGUAUUUUGUAAGGAUACUAACCCAGUAGACACUUACUCUGGCAGAGUAACAAACCUAACUAAACUUGUUUGAUUUGUGAAAUUGAACUAAAUCCAAAGUACUUACAGAAUUUCCUAAAAUCACGGGACAUGAAGGACUAAUAGUGUUUGUGCCAGAGAUGGACUGUUAUUAGCUGGGAAGACUAAUCCUAACAGCAUGUAACAGUCUGACUCUUCACACCUCAGUGCUUGGAAGCAUGUCCCUCCUGAGCUGGAGGGGAGGGGAUCAUUGUAUAGUCCAAGGUACUAUGCUGAAAUCCACAGAUUCCUCUUAUGAUGCUUGCUUAACUUCUUCCUACUGGGUGUCCCAGAGAGGUAUCCUCAUUAACUUAGCUAAUUCCUGUACUUUACAGACAGGAAAGUUCCAGGAACUUUUAAGAAAAAAAAAAAAAAAUUCUGAAAGACCUAUAAGCAAAUGGUGCUGCAUAUAUUUUUUAAACCACAAUUCCAUUGUCUUAAUCAAAACAAUUACUGAGUGAUUCUUUUUAAAUUCUUUUUAUUAGCAUCUGCAAGUAUAACAACUGCAACUGGAAUAAGUGUUUACUUUCUUUUAAUAAAAAUGAAUUUUGACAAAA